This is a messenger RNA of Octodon degus (degu), 3061 nucleotides long. It is a transcript of the gene Dnai3, whose product is annotated as WD repeat domain 63. The record is from RefSeq and is a predicted model, not a curated record. Gene Ontology annotation, cellular component: inner dynein arm. NCBI's taxonomy places the organism in Eukaryota, Metazoa, Chordata, Mammalia, Rodentia, Octodontidae. The transcript is spliced from 18 exons. Bases 112 to 2580 code for a protein of 822 amino acids. Gene Ontology annotation, molecular function: dynein light chain binding; dynein heavy chain binding; thymidylate synthase activity. Gene Ontology annotation, biological process: inner dynein arm assembly; dTMP biosynthetic process; cilium movement involved in cell motility.
UCUGAGAGUCCAACUCGCACCUGCAGUUCUCAAAGGAGCUCCUCUCCGGAGUACUGCCGAAACUUCUCUCCCUUCACUUUAGUUAAUACCGUAUCAGGCCACGUCAGAAAGAUGGCUCCAAAAUCCCCAAAAAGUGGCCAGAAGAAGCCGACACCUGGCAAAAAGAAACAGAAACCAGUAUUGCCUGCUACUGAAGAAGAGGAACCAGUAAAUAUGGAAAGCAUGGGUCAUCCAGAAAUUUAUCCUUUAGUGUUGACCACCAAGACUCAGGAAAUAUUCAACUGCCGAGUGGAUCAAGACGUCACAGACAAGGUACCUUAUAAGCUCAUCAAAAAGGAGGACAUUUUUGCGGACUUGCGCAACAGAGCCGCAGUAUCUGACUUCCAUCCGAUCAAAAAAAUUGUUCAGGAAUAUCCUGGAAAUGAAAUCCUGCUUGUUUAUGACAAAGAUUUCAAAUAUGGGCUGAACUUCUACGUUAUUGGAACGGAAGAGGGCAAGGAAAAUUAUUUUAAAGCCCCAGAACUACCAGAAGAACAAGAAGAAUUUAAAGAACUUAUUACCGAAGAAACAUUUACUUAUGUACCACCUGUCUCUAAGCCUUGGGUUUCCUUGGGCAGUGAAAAAGAAAUUGAGGAGGAAUCAGUUAAGAAAUCUACAAAGCAGACGCGCUACAGCCGGCGAGAUGCAUUUCCCCUGCUGACAACCAAGUGUGUGUUCUGGAAGGGUGUCCUGGACGAGCCACUGUGGUUUAUCAAGGUAUCUACUAAUGUCAAAGAGCUGUCAUCCAAAGGAGUGAAGAUCUGGGAUGCCAGCGGGUCCUGGGGUUUCCUGGACAGCCUGGGGUGUUCUAGCAGCCAGGAGGGGCACCUGGGCCCCGUCUAUGGCUUCCCCUGGAGGCAUUUCGGGGCUGACUACAAAGACAUGGACUCAGAUUGCCCGGGUCAAGGAGUAGGCCAGCUGCAGAACAUGAUCAACGCUGUCAAAACCAACCCUGAUGAUAGAAGGAUCAUCAUGUACUCCUGGAACCCGAAAGAUCUCCCUCUGGUGGCGCUGCCUCCCUGCCACACCCAGCUCUGUAGUGUUGAAAUAGCCCUGCAACAGAAUGAAAUUAUGAACCUCUUUAUUGAUGACUGGAAGUCCUUGGCUGAAGAAGAAGGCACCUUCGGGGACAAAACCAAUACCCACCUGAAAGAGUACCAGUCCUUUACCGACCUGCACAGCCAAACAGAGAAAAUGAUUACCUGCGUCUCGUGGCACCCAACUAUCUACGGUGAGAGGGACACGACAUGGUUUCCCUUUGCCGCUGACUCUGAAAUAUUAAUGCUGGAGAGCCCAGACGAUAUCUUCUGCUUCAAGUUUUGUCCGAGUGACCCUAACAUCAUUGCCGGAGGCUGCAUAAAUGGGCAGGUCGUGCUGUGGGAUAUCACCGCGCACGCGGACCGCCUAGAAAGCACCAAAGCCGGUGGAGGCGGGAGCAAAAAAGCUGUUCUCAAGCCUAUGUUCCUCCUCGAACCAGACAGUAACAAAGAAGCGAUGUACAUCAGACACUGUGCUGUCUCUUCAAUAGAAAGUGGUCAUAAAAGUGUCAUCACAGACAUACACUGGCUGGCCAACACAUUCGAGAAAAAAGAUCUAUGUAAACUUCCUUUCAGCACAAUAUGUUUCUGGGAUAUUAGACCACAGAAAACUCUAACGCCCGCACCGACAGAGAAAAAGAAAGAAGAAAGUAUUGAAAUUCCUUUCGACAUACCAUCUACAUUUCUGCACCUGGAUCUCUCCUGGAAACCUCUCACUAGGAUAAAGCUGUCUAAGGGCGAAACAACUUUAGACCACUGCCCAACCAAGAUAAGCCUGAGUGAAGACCAGCUUCUGUCCAAAACAUCAGCAAAGAAACCAAUGAGCCUCUUUUCCAUCCACGAUGGUGCUGUUCACACCAUUCAGCGAUCACCUUUCUACAAUGACAUCAUCCUCACCGUUGGAGGAUGGAAUGUGGCCAUCUGGAAAGAAGGUGUUAUGUCAGGACCCCUCCUGCAGACAUGCUGUGCUGCAAAAAGGUACACCGCAGGCCACUGGUCCCUGACAAGGCCUGGCGUUUUCUAUAUUGGCCGAGAAGAUGGAUAUGUUGAUAUCUGGGACCUUCUGGAAAAAACCCAUGAACCAGCCCAGUCACAAAAUAUUUGUAUAACUAUGAUCACCUACAUCAAACCAUGGACCUUUUCUGCCAAGCAGCAGUUUAUAGCCAUAGCUGAUUAUUAUGGGACACUGCAUAUAUUAGAAAUUCCUUGGACAUUAAGUCACCCUUCCACCAAUGAGGUAUCAAGUGUUAACUACUACUUUGAAAGAGAAGUCAAGCAUCUGGAAUAUGUAGAACAGCGCAAAAGCAUUCGCGAACAAGAAAAGAAAAAAAUAGAGUUAGAAACUGAAAAGAAAAAACAUAAAACAUACCAGAAGUCAAAGGAACAGAUUGAAGCGGAAUUAAAACUGGAUUAUGAGAGUUAUUUGGAACUGGAAAAGAACAUCCUCAUCAAUCUUGGCCUAAUGAAAGCCCCAGAGAUAACAUCACACAUGGAAAUGAUGUAGAAACGCUCUCUGAAGGGUGUUGGGAGAACUCAGUGGGAUCUCUCACUCGCUCUCUCUCUCUCUCGCUCUCUCUCUCUCGCUCACUCUCUCAAUUCAUUAUCAGCUUAAACUAGCAAACUGAACAUGUAUAGGUUAAACAUAGGCUUAUAUUUCACUGCUAUUAAAAUAUUUGAAUUCUAGCAAUAAGAUCUAGUUCAGAUUUUGUACUGAGUAGCAUGGAAUUUUGUUUUCGGUAAGAAAAUGUUCAUUUUGCGACCAUAAGAUACACCUUCAGACAUCCCCUCCGCCCUACUCCCUGCCACUUGUGCAGCAACCCUAAUCCCUUCCAGAAGUGGAAAUCAAAUUUUGCUCCUAUCAAGUAGUUUUUGAUCAUCUCCCCAUAGGAUGCUUCAUGUAUACAACUGCACAAAUAGGGUCAUAGGCUAAACAAAAUAUUAGCAAAUUGAAUCUAAAAAUACACAUAUUUUUAAAAGAAUAAUAC